CUGGUAUCGUUGCGCAUCGAAGAGGGAAAUAUUUCGGCUCUCUAUCGUGAUGCAACAAAAAGGAUAGAAGAAAGUGAAAUUUCAGAGAAAUCCUGGAGAGACAGUCGCAAGAGCGUAUGGCCUGUGAUGCCUGAGAUCAAGGUGCAGCAGGCCGUGGCGAUAAAUGGCAGAACAUCCAGCGAGGAUUGUCCUAAACAAGAAGUUGGAAGAAGAGAUGAUGCGAACGAAAGCCGAAGAAGCCUCCACCACCGUCACGAGAGUACUGUGAUUAUUGCGAAAUGUUUGGACAUGAUACGUUUGCCUGUGAUACGCAUGAGAAAAAGAAGAAAAGGAUUAUACAUUUUAAUUUAUUCAUUGUAA
Cooperia oncophora is the source of this 360-nucleotide messenger RNA. The record is from the annotation of a GenBank genome assembly. Lineage: Eukaryota; Metazoa; Nematoda; Chromadorea; Rhabditida; Trichostrongylidae.